AUGGCGGCGGGCGCAGGCUACGUGCGCCUGUGGAGCGCGGCGCGGUGUCUGUCCCUGCGGCGGCCGCUGCUGGCCCCGGCCGGGGGGUGGGCGCGGACGGCGGCCGGGGCGUGCGUGGCCGGCGGGCGGAAGGGCCCUGCUGCCCCCGCGGCGCUGUGGGGCCGGGCCCCGGCCAGCCUGGGCCAGUGGCGGGGACUGUGGGACUCGAACCCGGGGCGCGGCGGCGGUGGCGCCUUCUCGGGCGGCGAGGACGCUGCGGAGGGCGGCGCGGAGGAAGGGGCCGGGGGCUCGGCCGGCUCGGGCGGCUCGGGCGGCGGGGAGGGCCCGGUCAUCACGGCGCUCACGCCCAUGACCAUCCCCGACGUGUUCCCGCACCUGCCGCUGGUCGCCAUCACGCGCAACCCUGUGUUUCCGCGGUUCAUCAAGAUUAUCGAGGUGAAGAACAAGAAGCUGAUAGAGCUGCUGAGGAGGAAAGUCCGCCUGGCCCAGCCCUACGUGGGCGUCUUCCUGAAGAGAGAUGACAGCAAUGAGUCAGACGUGGUGGGGAGCCUGGAUGAGAUCUACCACACGGGGACCUUCGCCCAGAUCCACGAGCUGCAGGACCUCGGGGACAAGCUGCGCAUGAUCGUCACGGGCCAUCGCAGGAUUCACAUCAGCCGGCAGCUGGAGGUGGAGCCCGAGGAGGCCGAGGCGGACCCCAAGCAGAAGACGCGCAGGAAGACGAAGCGGUCCCGGAAAGAGGCGGAGGAGGAGCCGGGCGCCCGGCUGCAGGGGGCGCCCACGGAGCCGCUGAUGGCCGGCCAGGACGAGGUGCUCAUGGUGGAGGUGGAGAACGUGGCACACGAGGACUUCCAGGUCACGGAGGAGGUCAAGGCCCUGACCGCCGAGAUCGUCAAGACCAUCCGGGACAUCAUCGCCCUGAACCCCCUGUACAGGGAGUCGGUGCUGCAGAUGAUGCAGGCCGGCCAGCGCGUGGUGGACAACCCCAUCUACCUGAGCGACAUGGGCGCCGCGCUGACCGGGGCCGAGUCCCACGAGCUACAGGACGUCCUCGAAGAGACCAAUAUCCCCAAGCGCCUGUACAAAGCUCUGUCCCUGCUCAAGAAGGAGUUCGAACUCAGCAAGCUGCAGCAGCGCCUGGGCCGGGAGGUGGAAGAGAAGAUUAAGCAGACGCACCGCAAGUACCUGCUGCAGGAGCAGCUUAAGAUCAUCAAGAAGGAGCUGGGCCUGGAGAAGGAGGACAAGGACGCCAUCGAGGAGAAGUUCCGUGAGCGCCUGGCGCAGCUGGUGGUGCCCAAGCACGUGAUGGACGUGGUGGACGAGGAGCUGAGCAAGCUGGGACUGCUGGACAACCACUCGUCCGAGUUCAAUGUCACCCGGAACUACCUGGACUGGCUGACGUCCAUGCCGUGGGGCAAGCAGAGCGAUGAGAACCUGGACCUGGCCCGGGCGCAGGCCGUGCUGGAGGAGGACCACUACGGCAUGGAGGACGUGAAGAAACGCAUCCUGGAGUUCAUCGCUGUCAGCCAGCUGCGGGGCACCACCCAGGGCAAGAUCCUCUGCUUCUAUGGCCCGCCUGGCGUGGGCAAGACCAGCAUCGCCCGCUCCAUCGCCCGUGCCCUCAACCGCGAGUACUUUCGCUUCAGUGUGGGGGGCAUGACGGACGUGGCCGAGAUCAAAGGGCACAGGCGUACCUAUGUGGGAGCCAUGCCCGGCAAGAUCAUCCAGUGUCUCAAGAAGACCAAGACGGAGAACCCCCUGAUUCUCAUUGACGAGGUGGACAAGAUCGGCCGGGGCUACCAGGGGGACCCCUCGUCCGCACUGCUGGAGCUGCUGGACCCAGAGCAGAACGCCAACUUCCUGGAUCACUACCUGGACGUGCCCGUGGACCUGUCCAAGGUGCUGUUCAUCUGCACGGCCAACAUCACGGACACCAUCCCUGAGCCGCUGCGCGACCGCAUGGAGAUGAUCAACGUGUCCGGCUACGUGGCCCAGGAGAAGCUGGCCAUCGCCGAGCGGUACCUGGUGCCUCAGGCCCGGGCCUUGUGCGGCCUGGACGAGAGCAAGGCCCGGCUGUCGUCGGACGUGCUGACGCUGCUGAUCCGGCAGUACUGCCGUGAGAGCGGGGUGCGCAACCUGCAGAAGCAGGUGGAGAAGGUGCUGCGCAAGUCGGCCUACAAGAUCGUCAGCGGCGAGGCCGAGACCGUGGAGGUGACGCCCGAGAACCUGCAGGACUUCGUGGGCAAGCCCAUCUUCACCGUGGACCGCAUGUACGACGUGACGCCGCCCGGUGUGGUCAUGGGCCUGGCCUGGACAGCCAUGGGAGGCUCAACGCUGUUUGUGGAGACCUCGCUGAGGCGGCCGCCCACGGGCACGGGGGACAAGGACAGGGACGGCAGCCUGGAGCUCACGGGCCAGCUGGGCGAGGUGAUGAAGGAAAGCGCCAGCAUCGCCUACACCUUCGCCAGGGCCUUCCUCAUGCGGCACGACCCCGCCAACCAGCGCCUGCUCACCUCCCACAUCCACCUGCACGUGCCGGAGGGUGCCACCCCCAAGGACGGCCCCAGCGCCGGCUGCACCAUCGUCACGGCCCUGCUGUCGCUGGCCAUGGAGCGGCCCGUGCGCCAGAACCUGGCCAUGACGGGCGAGGUCUCCCUCACGGGCAAGAUCCUGCCGGUGGGCGGCAUCAAGGAGAAGACCAUCGCGGCCAAGCGCGCCGGCGUGACGUGCAUCGUGCUGCCCGCCGAGAACCGCAAGGACUUCCACGACCUGGCGGCCUUCAUCACCGACGGCCUGGAGGUGCACUUCGCCGAGCAGUACAGCGACAUCUUCCACAUCGCCUUCCCCGAGCCGCAGGCAGAAGCCCUGGCCGUGGAGCGGUGACGGCCGCCUCGGCCACGCUCGGCUGCACGGACGCCUGGGCACGCUGCCGGGCGCGCUGGGGGGCUCGGCCCUGGACACCUGGAUGAUGGCUUGAUUGGAACGUGGGGCACAGGGAAUAUUUAAUAACCAUGUUGAUUAAAGACGCUUUCUAGUA
Ochotona curzoniae (black-lipped pika) is the source of this 3037-nucleotide messenger RNA. It is a transcript of the gene LONP1, whose product is annotated as lon peptidase 1, mitochondrial. The coding region runs from base 1 to 2883 and encodes 960 amino acids. Lineage: Eukaryota; Metazoa; Chordata; Mammalia; Lagomorpha; Ochotonidae. Gene Ontology annotation, molecular function: serine-type endopeptidase activity; ATP binding; ATP-dependent peptidase activity. Gene Ontology annotation, cellular component: mitochondrial matrix. The transcript is spliced from 18 exons. Gene Ontology annotation, biological process: chaperone-mediated protein complex assembly; protein catabolic process; mitochondrion organization. The record is from RefSeq and is a predicted model, not a curated record.